AMCAGGUUAAAGUCGAGGCAGGGAGCUGCGAGGAACGAGCCUCAGUGUUAACGACCAGUUUCCAACAGAAACCUUGGAUAGGAGGCGCGUACUGUUCCCUGUCAGAAAAACAUCAGUGAGGGCAGAGAGCUACGUUAGAGAAGCUGUACGUUAACGGUCAGCUGCUCAGAGACCCACUAAUCACUCCAUGGCUUUAUUAAAUACAUCAAGCUGCAGCACUGAUGGAGCUGAAGGUGUGGGUGGACGGUGCAGUCAGGGAGGUGUGUGGCCUUUCUCUGGACACUUCCUGUCAGGAUGUGGUCAUCGCUCUGGCCCAGGCCAUCGGUCAGACGGGUCGUUAUGUUCUCAUCWUGAAGCUCAAAGGAACUGAGAGGAACCUGGGAGCUGAAGAGUGUCCUCUGCAGCAGCUGCUGAAGCUGGGUCAGCUCGCUGCACAGGUCCAGUUUGUUCUGCGGAGAAAGGGGCCCAGUCUCAGUGAGGGUCCACACAGACACCUGGCCCCCCAGAGACUGUCAGAACAGAACCCGGUCAAACACAGAGGUCUCAGUUCAGACCCUUCAACGCUCCCCAGGAGGACUAAACCAAAGAAGACCUUGUCUUCGUCUCUUGUGGAACUAACAGAGACUUCUGUCCCUCCCCCAAAGACCCCCAGCACAGUGGACCUCUGUCUCCAGGACUCGGUUAAAGAGGAACCCUUCAGGGAGGUCCUGCAGCAGCAGAUCCUGCUCCAGGACCUGGAGGCUCAGAUUGAAGCUCUUGAGAAGGAGACAGAGUUGUGGGAGCAGAGGGUAACAUCUGCUGCAGUCCCUGAUCCUGGUCCAGGUCUGACCCAGGAACUGGAGGAGCUCCAGUAUCAGCUGAAGCAGAACGAGGUGGAGCUGCUGUACGGAGAAGACUGGGUGAAGGAGCUGAGGGAUGAACUGAAACGAGAACAAGACAUGAAGACACGACUGGACCAGAUCCACUCGUCCAUACAGGACCAGAACCAUGAGCUCAGGGUGCUCCAGGACCAGUCUGAACAUCUGGAGCAGGAUCUCCAAGCCCAGGCUCAGACAGGGGGACAGAGUCCUGAGGUGGAGGCUCAGCAGACAGGAGAAGCUCUGCUCACCCUGACUGAGGAGCUGCACAGCCGCUUGCGGCUCUCAGAACAGCUGGAUGCAGAUUUCUCAGAGACUCUGUGGGAGCUGCAGACGGCAGAGGAAACAGUAAAGGACAGGCUGGAGACCAUGGAGGAGCUGAAGAAAGAGCUGAGACAGUGUGACCUGCAGCACUUCAUCCAGCAGACCGCAGUCCCUCAGCGCUCCAGGCACAACUCCCUGCCUGCUCAUCAGGCUCCGCUCAGAAAGUCCCGCAUCAGGAAGUAAUCACACCAGGAAGUAAUCACACCAGGAAGUAGACCCAGCCACAUCAGCAGCUGCCAGCCUGUCCAAACACUUCUGUUGGUUGGAAAAUCAACUUCUCACCAUCAUCUCUGGAGAAAAGAUCUGAUUUUAUUUUGUUAUAAAUAUUUUAUACUUGUCACUUUGUUAUUAGAUGAACUGUAAUGGAGUUAUUUUUGUAUGUAAAAAAUAAAGUUUUUUUUAAUUCCACUGGA
Austrofundulus limnaeus is the source of this 1594-nucleotide messenger RNA. Its product is annotated as ras association domain-containing protein 8. Bases 222 to 1364 code for a protein of 380 amino acids. Gene Ontology annotation, biological process: signal transduction. The record is from RefSeq and is a predicted model, not a curated record. NCBI's taxonomy places the organism in Eukaryota, Metazoa, Chordata, Actinopteri, Cyprinodontiformes, Rivulidae. The transcript has 6 exons.